Messenger RNA from Cuscuta campestris, 1199 nucleotides. The record is from the annotation of a GenBank genome assembly. Lineage: Eukaryota; Viridiplantae; Streptophyta; Magnoliopsida; Solanales; Convolvulaceae.
ACAUAAUUAGCCACCUCCAUGAUUUGUCGUGGGGAUUUUCCUAUUUAGUCCUUUAUUAUCAAAUAUUAUUUCAGUGGUCCUUUUUUAUGGGGACUUACACCCACUCCCGGUCCCGUCCCAGACAUGAAGAGAUCAUCACCAGAAGAUUAUGGUAUUUUAAUGAUGCAUGGAGGUGUUCUCUGUUUUGAUUUGGAGUAGUAUUAAGAAUAAUGGGAAAGCUUUUGAGAAUGUACAUGGAAUCAUCAAACUCGUCAAGUGCCCGUGUCCGGACGAAUUUUUGUUCAAAAAGGGUUUGGGCAAUGGGAUAAGGGUACACCCGAACGAACAUCUUGACAUAAAGGCACCUGAGCUGAAUAUUGUUGGCAUCGAUUUGAAUCUCGAAGUGGACUUGAAAGAUGGAGAUGGCCGUGCAAUUAGUUAUGGCGAAGUGUGUUGGGAUGAAAGGUCGGUUGACUCGCCCAUCGUAUGGUAUGGCAAGCCAUUGUGCUCAGUCAUCCGGGGUGACAUUGGGUAUGCAGCACUCCACUACAUGCUCAUUCCUGAUGGGGUAUACGCAACGGUAACGGUUAGCAUCAAACGAGGAGGAAGAAACAACAACAACAAUGCUCACGGGAGUAUAUUUGCGGAGUACAGCGAGUAUAGGUACGCAACCUGGGACAGGCCGAUAUUCAAUAUUGAUAUGGGCCGCGUAAGGGAACAGAGCAUCAAAGGAAGUUGUGGCAAUGCUGUUGCUGUUGUGAAUGUGCUGUGGAGCGAAGUUGAUCCGCCUUUCAGGCUUAGGGAGAACGGCGGCAGCUCAGAGGUGGAGGAGGAGUACUUUUGCAGGGACUCGGAUUUCGGGUUCUGUCUAGACGACGACGAAGACGACUGCGGCGACGUCUCAGAUUUGGGAUCCGGUCAAUAUUUGGCUAGUCAGCCAACUAUACAAGUAUGAGUCUGGGGGCAUUUUAAUAGUCUGGUAUGUAUGUGUAUGUACAAGACAACAGACUAAUUUAAGUCUUUCGUGCUGUGUAUCACAAAUUCGGAUAUUAUUUGUGCUGGUAGGAUGAAUUUAAAAUCUAUUCAUGUUCUUUACCUAUUUUUGUUACUUAAGUAACAACGUAUACGUAAAUUUUAUUGUGAUGAAGAGGGUAACAAUUUUUUUCCAAACGUGUACGUGAUAUUGUAUAGUGUGUAAUUUGUGCUAGAUUUGAGUUCUG